AUGAAAACGAUUGGAGACACACAUGGCCAGGGAGUAUGUUACAUAAGGCUCGGGAAAAUGUUUCAAUCGCUUAAUCAAUAUGACAAGGCCCAAGAAUAUCAAGAGAAAGCACUCGCUAUCAAAAUAGAAAUUGGCGACAGGGAUGGAGAAGCAACAAGCUACGGAAACCUAGGAACUUUGUUCCAAUCACUUGGUCAUUAUGAGAAGGCCCAAGAAUAUCAGGAGAAAGCACUCGCUAUCACAAUAGAAAUUGGCAACAGAGAUGGAGAAGCAACAAGCUACGGAAACCUAGGAACUUUGUUCCAGUCACUUGGUCAUUAUGAGAAGGCCCGAGAAUAUCAGGAGAAAGCACUCGCUAUCACAAUAGAAAUUGGCGACAGAGAUGGAGAAGCAACAAGCUACGGAAACCUUGGAACUUUGUUCCGAUCACUUGGUCAUUAUGAGAAGGCCCGAGAAUAUCAGGAGAAAGCACUCGCUAUCAGAAUAGAAAUUGACGACAGGGAUGGAGAAGCAACAAGCUACGGAAACCUAGGAACUUUGUUCCAGUCACUUGGUCAUUAUGACAAGGCCCGAGAAUAUCAGGAGAAAGCACUCGCUAUCACGAUAGAAAUUGGCGACAGAUAUGGAGAAGCAACAAGCUACGGAAACCUAGGAACUUUGUUCCAGUCACUUGGUCAUUAUGACAAAGCCCGAGAAUAUCAGGAGAAAGCAAUCGCUAUCAAAAUAGAAAUUGGCGACAUGCAUGGAGAGGCAACAGGCUACGGAAACCUAGGAACUUUGUUCCAGUCACUUGGUCAUUAUGACAAGGCUCAAGAAUAUCAGGAGAAAGCACUCGCUAUCAGAAUAGAAAUUGCCGACAGGCAUGGAGAAGCAACAAGCUACGGAAACCUAGGAACUGUGUUCCAAUCACUUGGUCAUUAUGACAAAGCCCGAGAAUAUCAGGAGAAAGCACUCGCUAUCAGAAUAGAAAUUGGCGACAGGCAUGGAGAAGCAAGAAGCUACGGAAACCUAGGAACUGUGUUCCAAUCACUUGGUCAUUAUGACAAAGCCCGAGAAUAUCAGGAGAAAGCACUCGCUAUCAGAAUAGAAAUUGGCGACAGGCAUGGAGAAGCAACAAGCUACGGAAACCUAGGAACUGUGUUCCAGUCACUUGGUCAUUAUGACAAAGCCCGAAAAUAUCAGGAGAUAGCACUCGCUAUCAAAAUAGAAAUUGGCGACAGGCAUGGAGAAGCAACAAGCUACGGAAACCUAGGAACUUUGUUCCAGUCACUUGGUCAUUAUUGCAAGGCCCGAGAAUAUCAGGAGAAAGCACUCGCUAUCAGAAUAGAAAUUGGCGACAGGGAUGGAGAAGCAACAAGCUACGGAAACCUAGGAACUUUGUUCCAAUCACUUGGUCAUUAUGAGAAGGCCCAAGAAUAUCAGGAGAAAGCACUUGCUAUCAAAAUAGAUAUUGGCGACAGGCAUGGAGAAGUAACAAGCUACGGAAACCUAGGAACUUUGUUCCAGUCACUUGGUCAUUAUGACAAGGCCCAAGAAUAUCAGGAGAAAGCACUCGCUAUCAAAAUAGAAAUUGGCGACAGGGAUGGAGAAGCAACAAGCUACGGAAACCUAGGAACUGUGUUCCGAUCACUUGGUCAUUAUGAGAAGGCCCGAGAAUAUCAGGAGAAAGCACUCGCUAUCACAAUAGAAAUUGGCGACAGGGAUGGAGAAGCAACAAUGGAGGAACUUUGUUCCAGUCACUUGGUCAUUAUGACAAGGCCCGAGAAUAUCAGGGAAAGCAAUCACAAUAGAAAUUGGCGACAGGAAACCUAGGAACUGUGUUCCAAUCACUUGGUCAUUAUGACAAGGCCCAAGAAUAUCAGGAGAAAGCACUCGCUAUCAAAAUAGAAAUUGGCGACAGGCAUGGAGAAGCAACAAGUUACGGAAACCUAGGAACUUUGUUCCAGUCACUUGGUCAUUAUGACAAGGCCCGAGAAUAUCAGGAGAAAGCACUCGCUAUCAAAAUAGAAAUUGGCGACAGGCAUGGAGAAGCAACAAGCUACGGAAACCUAGGAACUUUGUUCCAGUCACUUGGUCAUUAUGACAAAGCCCGAGAAUAUCAGGAGAAAGCACUCGCUAUCAAAAUAGAAAUUGGCGACAGGCAUGGAGAAGCAACAAGUUACGGAAACCUAGGAACUUUGUUCCGAUCACUUGGUCAUUAUGAGAAGGCCCGAGAAUAUCAGGAGAAAGCACUCGCUAUCAGAAUAGAAAUUGGCGACAGGGAUGGAGAAGCAACAAGGUACGGAAACCUAGGA
Molecule: messenger RNA, 2294 nt
Organism: Pocillopora meandrina
Lineage: Eukaryota; Metazoa; Cnidaria; Anthozoa; Scleractinia; Pocilloporidae
Source: the annotation of a GenBank genome assembly